Messenger RNA from Entrophospora candida, 159 nucleotides. The record is from the annotation of a GenBank genome assembly. Lineage: Eukaryota; Fungi; Glomeromycota; Glomeromycetes; Entrophosporales; Entrophosporaceae.
UGCUGUAAUUAUAACCCUGAGAGUAAGUAUUAUACCACUGCUAAGAUUAAAAAUUUUAUAAAAGAAAUAGAAGAAAUCAAAGCUGAAAGUAUCCAAGGUAAUCAAACCAAGCAAUGGCCAGGGAGAGCAAAGCUGAGACAUAUAAAAGGCAUGAAAGUG